This is a messenger RNA of Chrysochloris asiatica (Cape golden mole), 1472 nucleotides long. It is a transcript of the gene CAMK1, whose product is annotated as calcium/calmodulin-dependent protein kinase I. The transcript is spliced from 12 exons. The coding region runs from base 175 to 1287 and encodes 370 amino acids. Gene Ontology annotation, molecular function: calmodulin binding; calcium/calmodulin-dependent protein kinase activity; ATP binding. Gene Ontology annotation, biological process: peptidyl-serine phosphorylation. The record is from RefSeq and is a predicted model, not a curated record. Gene Ontology annotation, cellular component: intracellular anatomical structure. NCBI's taxonomy places the organism in Eukaryota, Metazoa, Chordata, Mammalia, Afrosoricida, Chrysochloridae.
GGGUGGGGGCCACGGAGCCGGAGCCGAGCCCCAGAGAGAGAGCGGGAGGGCGGGCCAGGCGCGCAGCGGCGGCGGACCGCGGCCGGAGCUCGGCGCCAGCCACCUCGGCCUCCCAGUCAGCCCCGCGGCGGGGCAGCCGCAGGAGCCCUGGCUGUGGCCAGUGGACAGUGGGCCAUGCCGGGGGCAGUGGAAGCCCCUAGCUGGAAGCAGGCGGAGGACAUUAGGGACAUUUAUGACUUCCGUGAUGUUCUGGGCACGGGGGCCUUCUCCGAGGUAAUCCUGGCAGAAGAUAAGAGGACUCAGAAGCUGGUGGCCAUCAAAUGCAUUGCCAAGAAGGCCCUGGAGGGCAAGGAGGGCAGCAUGGAGAAUGAGAUCGCUGUCCUGCACAAGAUCAAGCAUCCCAACAUUGUAGCCCUGGAUGACAUCUAUGAGAGUGGGGGUCACCUCUACCUCAUCAUGCAGCUGGUGUCAGGUGGGGAGCUAUUUGACCGCAUCGUGGAGAAAGGCUUCUAUACAGAGCGGGAUGCCAGUCGUCUCAUCUUCCAGGUGCUGGAUGCUGUCAAGUACCUGCACGACUUGGGCAUCGUACACCGGGAUCUCAAGCCAGAGAAUCUGCUGUACUACAGUCUGGAUGAAGACUCCAAGAUCAUGAUCUCAGACUUUGGCCUCUCCAAGAUGGAGGACCCAGGCAGCGUGCUCUCCACUGCCUGCGGAACCCCGGGAUACGUGGCACCUGAGGUCCUAGCCCAGAAACCCUACAGCAAGGCUGUGGAUUGUUGGUCCAUAGGGGUUAUUGCCUAUAUCCUGCUCUGCGGUUACCCCCCGUUCUAUGACGAGAAUGAUGCCAAGCUCUUUGAACAGAUUCUGAAGGCUGACUAUGAGUUUGAUUCUCCUUACUGGGAUGACAUCUCUGACUCUGCCAAAGAUUUCAUCCGGCACUUGAUGGAGAAGGAUCCAGAGAAGAGGUUCACCUGUGAGCAGGCCUUGCAGCACCCAUGGAUUGCAGGGGACACAGCUCUAGAUAAGAACAUCCACCAGUCGGUGAGCGAGCAGAUCAAGAAGAACUUUGCAAAGAGCAAGUGGAAGCAAGCCUUCAAUGCCACCGCCGUGGUGCGGCACAUGAGGAAGCUGCAGUUAGGCACCAGCCAGGAGGGCCAGGGACAGACGGCGAGCCAUGGAGAGCUACUGGCACCGGCAACUGGGGGGUCGGCAGCUGGCUGCUGUUGUCGAGACUGCUGUGUGGAGCCGGGUCCAGAAUUGUCCCCAACACUGCCCCCACAGCUCUAGGCCCUGGAGCCAGGGUCAGGAUCCCCUGCCUGGGAGGGCUUGGGGGAUGGUUUGUUUCCCUUCUCUCCUUGAACUUGGGGUUACCCUGCCCCACAUCCUCCUUCCCUGUUCCCUCCUUGCAUUUUCCAUACAAAUGUUUCUAUUUUAUUGUUCCUUCUUAUAAUAAAGGGAAGAGGAUAAAAUCA